This is a messenger RNA of Aspergillus ochraceoroseus IBT 24754, 738 nucleotides long. RefSeq lists its product as uncharacterized. NCBI's taxonomy places the organism in Eukaryota, Fungi, Ascomycota, Eurotiomycetes, Eurotiales, Aspergillaceae. The record is from RefSeq and is a predicted model, not a curated record. Bases 1 to 738 code for a protein of 245 amino acids. The transcript is spliced from 2 exons.
AUGUUUAGGUGCAUGAGACAGACCAAGCCUGACAGGCUGUCCAUAAGACUUAGCGAAACACUUCAACCUCUCACUGUGGUUCCUUGGGGAGCGCUUGCAAUGUGGCAUCUAGGUGUCCCUAUUGCCGUUGGGGCCCCUAUGAUUGUGGUGCAAGACGACGACUACACAGCCGCCAUUGAAAGGCUUGAGGGCGCAGGAUUCUCCCAAAGUGUUCCAAAUCGCGCCCCUCCUCCGGAAGUCAUGGAGGACCAUCCAACCCCACAGCAGAUGUUGGAGGAGAUAAAUGCUGGCCACCACCACUUGGAUCGGUCCUGUGCAGUAUUUAAUUAUCCACAUGGUGAUCCAGCAGAACAGAGCUUCCAAGUAUAUUUGUUUCCGAACUCCUUUGCGCGCCUUUUUCAACAAGAUAUUUCCCACCCUUGGAGCGAAAUAAGAGAUGCAGCGUCAGCAACCCGGUAUAAAACCUACGACAAUCUUCACUGCCCACUGGAACAGGCGCUGGUGGAAAGCUUUGUCAAGGCUGCGAUUGAUGAAGAAACAGAGACAGGGUUUUCUGCGUGGGGUGAGUCACUGAGGUCCUGGAUAUCUCUGAUGACAGGAUACCUAGAGGUUGACAAUGUCCUUGAUGAUUGUCCGGAUAGACAGGCAGUGGAAUGGUAUAGCCACAACUUUGGUCGAAUCCAUGAGGCAAGUCUUAUAAAUAGACACUCUGCUUUCCAUCUCUUCAUGCCUUUUUAG